Galeopterus variegatus (Sunda flying lemur) is the source of this 853-nucleotide messenger RNA. RefSeq lists its product as uncharacterized. The record is from RefSeq and is a predicted model, not a curated record. The annotation marks the transcript as partial. NCBI's taxonomy places the organism in Eukaryota, Metazoa, Chordata, Mammalia, Dermoptera, Cynocephalidae. The transcript has a single exon. Gene Ontology annotation, molecular function: GTP binding; GTPase activity.
ACGCACGCACGCACGCACGCCGGCGGCUGGCGGGCGGCAGUCUCGCGCCUGGGCUCGCCCCGCGGCGCGCCAGAGGAUCGCGCACUCAGCAGGUUGGGCUGCGGCGGCGGCAGCUGGUGCAGCUGGGGUGCUGCGUGUGAGAGGUCCCAGAAGCGUCUGCGGCUUCACCUCCGCACCCUCCGCCUCUCCCACCCCAGUCCCCGUGCGGAGUGCUGAGGAAGGGAACGGCGAUAGCCUCGGGAACCCCGAGCACACCCUUGGCUGCUUCCAACACCGCCCUCCUUCCCUUCCCAGCCGCGGGCCUCGCUCGGUGCUAGGCGACUCUGCGGGGAGGCGGCGGCGACGGCUGCCUGUCUUUGGAGAGAUCUGCUGCCCUCCGGCCUUGCUCCUCCGCCGGGCCCUGCAGGGGCCGAGAGAGCUCGGCGCCCGCCCUUCCGCUCGCCUUCGACUGCCGGUUGGAGCAGCGUCGGUCCGGGAGGUCUCUGGGCUGAGGCGCCGUCAGCUCCUCCGGCUCCAACAUGUCCGCGGGCGGAGACUUCGGGAAUCCGCUGAGGAAAUUCAAGCUGUGUUUCUGGGGGAGCAGAGAGUUGGAAAGACAUCCUUGAUCACCAGAUUCAUGUAUGACAGCUUUGACAACACCUAUCAGGCAACAAUUGGCACUGACUUUUUAUCAAAAACAAUGUACUUGGAGGAUCGAACAAUCAGGCAGCAGCUGUGGGAUACUGCGGGUCAGGAACGGUUCCGUAGCCUCAUUCCCAGUUACAUCCGUGAUUCUGCUGCAGCUGAAGUAGUUUACGAUAUCACAAAUGUUAACUCAUUCCAGCAAACCACAAAAUGGAUUGAUGAUGUCAGA